GAAUUUGAUCAUCAAAGUAUUCGUUUUCUCUUUAGAUGGUGUUCCCUGCAAAACCGGGUAGUCAGAAGAGACCGCACGAGGAAUUCGAGCAACAUAAAGAAGUGGCCAGCAAUGGAAAUGGGAAAGCAAGUGAGCCCGCAUCCAAGCGAAAGCGUAUCUUUAACUUUGACGCUCAUCCGAGGAGAAAAAUUGCGCUACAGUUCCUUUAUCAUGGCUGGGAUUUCGAAGGAUUAGUACAGCAAUCGACAACUGAAAAUACUGUUGAAAGGCAUUUGAUGGAUGCUCUGAUGAAAACUAAAUUGAUUUCUGAUGUGAAAGAUUGCGAUUUUUCGCGUUGUGGGCGAACUGAUAGAGGAGUUUCCGCAUUCAAACAAGUUGCUGCGCUUGUGGUGAGAUCAGCGGACCCAUCUGGUAAAUUCGUCUUUUGGCCAGAGUCGACGGAUCAGACUGUGAUUGAUAGCUAUCCGAAGAAAGAAGAGCUUUCAUAUUUAAAGAUGCUGAAUGGAGUGCUGCCCAAAAAUAUCAGCAUUAUCGCGUGGGCACCGGUACCUCGGGACUUCUCGGCUAGACAUGCCUGCAACAUGCGAAUAUACAAAUACAGCAUGCCCAGAGCCAAUCUGAAUGUGGAGCGCAUGCGUCGUGCUGGUGCUCUGCUUGUGGGUAUUCACGAUUUCAGAAAUUUUUGCCAGGUUGAUAUGAAUGAAAAACGCUUGAAUAUGUCUUUCGUACGUGAGAUUUUCGAAGUAACGCUUGAAGCGCUUCCGGCGAGAUCACUGAACUGCACUUCAUCCAAAGACUUGUUAGAGUUGACCAUCAAAGGAAGCGGAUUUUUAUGGCAUAUGAUUAGAUACAUAGUCACUGUGCUCCAUGAAAUCGGUCAAGGUAAUGAGGAACCAGAGCUAGUCACUGAUCUUUUGGACGUUGAGAAAAAUCCCUCUCGGCCUCAUUACACACUUUCUGUGGCCACUCCUUUAUGUCUUCAUGAUUGCAGGUUUGAUUCAUCGAAUCUAGAAUGGGUGUAUGACGAAUACGCUUUGAAAAAGACCAUGACGACUUUGCAGUGUGACUGGGCGGAUUUACAAACAAGAGCACGUAUCGUCGAGAAUAUGCUGAAUGGUCUAGCCGAUACGCCUGUUGGGUCUCAGGUCGACUUGGACAAGGGCCUCCUGGAGUUCACACAAGAUCGUCCAAUUCCUGCACGAUACAUCAAAUUCUCGGAGAGGAAAACAUGCGAUAGUCUCGAACAGAAGCGUGAGAAAUUGGAAAAAAAGAAGCUAGAAAACAAUCAUGCGUAGUUCUUCACAUUCACCUUCUUUCUUUUCUCUUGAGUUAUGAUUUAUAGCGAUGUUGAUUUUGUCUUUGUUACCUUGUUAUUUCAUUGAUUUUCUUUUUUUUUCUUUCCAUAAUAUAUAUGCAUA
Messenger RNA from Cylicocyclus nassatus, 1418 nucleotides. Lineage: Eukaryota; Metazoa; Nematoda; Chromadorea; Rhabditida; Strongylidae. The record is from the annotation of a GenBank genome assembly.